Penicillium argentinense is the source of this 936-nucleotide messenger RNA. RefSeq names its product phosphoglycerate dehydrogenase. The record is from RefSeq and is a predicted model, not a curated record. NCBI's taxonomy places the organism in Eukaryota, Fungi, Ascomycota, Eurotiomycetes, Eurotiales, Aspergillaceae. The transcript has a single exon. The coding region runs from base 1 to 936 and encodes 311 amino acids. Gene Ontology annotation, molecular function: NAD binding.
AUGAAGCUCCUGUACCCAACCUCCGUCCCGCUCGACGUCCAGAGCCUGCAAGGCUUCUCCGUCUCGCUGCACCCAUAUGAUGUCAAGGCACCGAUUCCCGAAGAGCACGUCGACGCCGACAUCCUCGUCACCUGGUCCAACGCCGCCUCCAACCUGAAAGACGCCGCACAGCGCCUGAAGAACCUGAAAUGGAUCCAAUCGCUCGCCGCCGGCCCCAAUGACGUCCUGGGCGCCGGCUUCGACGCCUCCAAGAUCACUGUUACCACCGGCGUGGGUCUGCACGACCACCCGGUUGCCGAGCACGCCCUGGGCCUCCUCCUCUGCGGCGCCCGUCGCUUCUUCGAGAUGCGCGACUACCAGCUCCAGUCCAAGUGGCCGGGGCACCUCGGCGGCUCGUUCCCGCGGAGCGACUUCACCACCCUGCGCAAUUCGCGCGUGCUCAUCUGGGGCUUCGGUAGUAUUGCGAAGACGCUGGCUCCGCACCUGACUCUUCUCGGCGCCCAGGUUAAGGGAAUUGCGCGGAGUGCGGGAGUGCGGAAUGGAGUUGAGGUCUUUGGAGAGGAUAAGCUGAAUGAGCUCCUGCCGGAGACUGAUGCGUUGGUGAUGAUUCUUCCCGGCUCCGCUUCCACCCAGAACGCGCUGAAUGCCGAACGGCUUAAGCUGCUCCCCAAGCACUCGUGGGUUGUGAAUGUCGGUCGCGGAAUCUCAGUGGAUGAGGAUGCGUUGGUGAACUCUUUGGAGAAGGGCGAGAUUGCCGGUGCGGCGUUGGAUGUCUUCCACACUGAGCCUCUGCCAGAAAACAGCCGGUUGUGGAAGGCGCCCAAUGUGGUGAUCUCGCCUCACGCUGCGGGUGGACGGCCGGAGGGCUCGACCGAGUUGAUCGCGGAUAACUUGCGGCGAUUCCUGGCUCAGCAGCCGCUGAAGAACAAGAUCUAA